This is a messenger RNA of Sporothrix brasiliensis 5110, 1476 nucleotides long. RefSeq lists its product as uncharacterized. The transcript has 2 exons. The record is from RefSeq and is a predicted model, not a curated record. Lineage: Eukaryota; Fungi; Ascomycota; Sordariomycetes; Ophiostomatales; Ophiostomataceae. Bases 1 to 1476 code for a protein of 491 amino acids. Gene Ontology annotation, molecular function: monoacylglycerol lipase activity.
AUGGCAGAGUACAACGGCGGCAGCGCCAAAGCAGACCACCUCUGCGUUCUCGUCCACGGUCUUUGGGGCCAGCCUGAACACCUGGGGUCCGUGGCCGCCGCCUUGCGUGACGGCUACUCCGAAGACCAGCUGCACAUUCUUGUCGCCGGCAGCAACAGCGGCUACUACACCUAUGACGGCAUCGACACCGGCGGUGAGCGCGUGUGUCUCGAGAUCGAAGAUGCCCUCGAGGCGGCGGCCGGCAAGGGCGCCAAGAUCACGAAGCUGAGCGUCGUAGGCUACUCAAUGGGCGGCCUCGUCGCACGCUACGCCGUGGGCCUGCUGCACGCCAAGGGCAUCAUGGACAAGCUCGAAUGCAAAAACUUUGCCGCCUUUGCGAGUCCCUUUUUGGGCGUCCGGUCCCCGACCCGCGGCGCCUUCAGCACCGUCUUCAACGCCAUUGGCUCCCGCACCAUCAGCGUGUCCGGCCGCCAGCUGUUUGGCAUCGACUCCUUCCGCGACACCGGCCGCCCGCUGCUGACCAUCCUGGCCGACCCCGAGUCCAUUUUCAUGGCCGGCCUGCGCCGCUUCGGCCGCCACACGCUGUACGCCAACAUCGUAAACGACCACAGCGCCGUCUACUACACCACAGCCCUCUCCAAGACGGACCCCUUUGCCGAGGUCGCCGCCGCGGGCGGCGACAUCGAGGACUUGCCGCUCCACUUCGUGCCCGGCUACGACCAGACCAUCAUGGCCGACAAGGAGCCAAUUGCCCUCGACCGGCUGGCGGCUGCCAUGAAGCGGGUGCGCGAGCGCACGGCCAGCGGCGGGGCCGCCAAGGCCAAGGCCGAGGCGAAGACGAAACAGGGCAUCAUGCCCGCUGGCAAGGCAGUGCGGCGCUUCCUGGCGAAGCCGUGGAACCGCGAGCGGCGGCUGCAGCUGUUUGAGGCCGCGCCCAUGGUGGCCAUUUCGCUGCUGCUGCCCCUGGGCCUGACGCUGUUCCUCUUGAACGCGGUCUACCAGCACGUCCAGAGCAGCAAGCGUCUCAAGCGGCACGAGGGCGGCUUGGCCGGCAUCGACAGCAAGAGCUACCGCCUGCUGCCGCUGUGGAUGAAGGGUCUGCGGGACACCGUCGAGGACGCCUACGAGGACAUUAACACGGCCCAGGACCCCGAGUUUGCCUCGCCCGACGACUCCGACUCGGACCUCGAGUCCAUCGCCCAAGGCGUCCAGCAGCCGCAGGUGCCGCUGUUCAAGGACGGCAAGGGCAGCAAGAUCACUACGACCGCCCCGGCCGACGGCUCGCUCCUUGCCCUAUCGCCCGAGCAGUUCACCAUGAUCGACAACCUCGACAGCCUGGGCUGGAACAAGUACCGCGUCUGGAUCCGCAAGAUCCGCCACAGCCACGCCGCCAUCAUUGUGCGCCACGAGUCGCCGCGCUUCGAGGAGGGCAAGACUGUCUUGCGGCACUUUGUCAAUGAGGAGUUUGCCAUUUAG